This is a messenger RNA of Cryptomeria japonica (Japanese cedar), 1396 nucleotides long. RefSeq lists its product as uncharacterized. The record is from RefSeq and is a predicted model, not a curated record. NCBI's taxonomy places the organism in Eukaryota, Viridiplantae, Streptophyta, Pinopsida, Cupressales, Cupressaceae. The coding region runs from base 99 to 632 and encodes 177 amino acids. The transcript has 5 exons.
GACUUUUUCCAUGAUUUUUGCCAAAUUAGUUGCUAGCAGAGGCAUCUACCACGAACCCUUUGAAACGGAUAGCAGGGUCGCUGCCAGUAACAGAAAAUAUGCUUGUUGAUGAUGUCAGGAAACAUCAAAACCCUUUACCUUCACUGAAAAGCUUGACUACAGAUCAAACCUAUUGGAAAACUCCUAGAGGACAUCUAUCAGAAUCAUCAUCAGGAAUAAUUUUGGAAGAGAAAGCACAGUAUAGUCAGAAAUUACCAAAAUCAGUUGUCCAAGAAGAGGGUUUGGAAAAUGUUAGACAGGCUGAGUUUACAGGCAGCACUGACGAACCAAACCAACACCUCAAAAGUCAUUCACUUUUCCAAAAGCAAAUUGAAGAUUCAGAUGACAUAUCAAUUCCAGAGAUUGAUGAUAAUGUCAAAAAAGCCGAUAUCUUUUCAAAAGAAUUGAAAUAUAUGUGCAACAUGCUGCAAAAGAAACAUGAAGAAGCCAAAGACAUCCUUGUACGUUCAAUCGUCACAAACAACUUACUACUGAUGUUAAAUCAUCCUCUGCAUGAAGAAAAAAUUCAGAAAAUAAAAAUGUAUGCAGUCUCCAUGUUACCUAACAAUGCACAAGAUGGCCAGAUCAAAUGAAUAGUUUGUAGCAGCUUGUGGCUGCUAUUAGAUUUCAUCUUCAGAGCUAAAGCCAUGCUUGAGGAAGAUUAUCUCGUGCUCACUUGCAGAUGAGCCUAUCCGUUUAUACCUUUUUGCAAUCAUGUAAAACUUAUUAAACCCAUUCAAGCCAAACUUUCUUCCAUUGCUUCGCUCAUGUUGAUGGUUGAGAAUGCUUAUAUUUCUACAUAGUUACUCCAAGUUAAUUUGAAGAACAUGCUGAAUGUAAGUAAAAUUUUAGGAGUGUACAUAGUAUUAGAUGAUAAAGGUGAAGCAACUGGCUAUGAGCUGCAAGCCUAUAUCAUAAUUUGGCGGUGGUAGUUAAGAGGACACUACCAAGCUCACUUUUAAUACUCGGAAUCGUAAUCACUUGGUACAUACUAAUGCUUUCAAUUGUCACAAACAAUUUGCUACUGAUGUUAAAUCAUCCUCUGCAUGAGGAAAAAAUGUCCAUGCAAUUGUUAUCUUUUCUCAUUUAAUUUUCUUUUCUGCUAAGCUGUGAGUUUUAACUUUGUUUCGUUUAACAUAAAACACAUUCAGGCAAUAAAAAUGUAUGCAGUCUCCAUGUUACCUAAUAAUGCACAGUAUGACCAUAUCAAAUGAAAUACUUUACAGCAGCUUGUGGCUGCUAUUAGAUUUCAUCUUCAGAGCUAAAGCCGUGCUUGAGGAAGAUUAUCUUGUAAUCACUUUGCAGAAGAGCCUAUCCGUGAAACAUAUUAAACCAUUUCAAGCCAAACUUUCUUACA